AUGCCCUCUAUCUAUCACUGGCUGGUCGGUAUCUGCGCCGUGUCCACGGUAUGGGCGAACCCCAUGCAAACCCGCGCGGCAGACUAUGUGAUGCCCAACUCGACCGGGUUCCGCAUGCAACAUGGCUUUGAGACGGUCCUUGUCCAACCAUUUGGCUACGACGGGUUUCGCGUUCGCGCCUGGCCCUAUCGUCCGCCCACUGGCAACGAGAUCAGCUUCAUCUACGACCCGCCUCUCGAGGGCUUCGAGGGCGAAAAAGCUCAUGGCCUGGACUUCGACACUGCGUUCAAUGGCAAUCGGACGGUGGCCAUCCGAAAUGGCAACAUGGUCGUCCGCACAUCUGGUUGGGGCGGAAGCCCAGGGGGUUAUCGGUUGGCCUUCUACCGGGUGGAAAAGGAUGGGUCGGAGACGCUGCUUACGAACGAGUAUGCGCCUCUCAAGUCGGUCAAUCCAAGGUAUUACUUCUGGCGUGGGCCUGGGAGCGAGUUCUCCGCCGAAUUCUCGUUCAGAUCGACGCCGGACGAGCAGGUCUACGGCACGGGCACGCAGCAGGAUCAUAUGGUCAACAAGAAGGGGUCUGUGAUUGAUCUGGUCAACUUCAACACGCAUAUUCCGACGCCGGUGUUUGUGAGUAACAAGGGCUACGGCUUUGUGUGGAACAUGGCGUCUGAGGGCCGUAUGGAGUUUGGAGCCUUGCGGAACAAGUUCACGGCCGAGUCGGCCACGGUGGUUGACUAUGCCAUCGUCGCUGCUGAGCGAGGAGACUACGAUACACUGCAGCGUCGGCUCUCAGCGCUGACCGGUCGCGCGCCCACGCCUCCUGAAGCCUCGCUCGGCUAUAUCCAGUCGAAGCUGCGGUAUGAGAAUCAGACCGAGGUCGAGCUGCUGGCUCAGAGUUUCAAAGACCACAACAUCCCAGUCUCCAUGAUCGUCAUCGACUACCAGUCCUGGGCUCACCAGGGAGAUUGGGCAUUGGACCCUCGUCUAUGGCCUGACGUGGCAUCUAUGGCGAAGAAGGUCAUGGAUCUCACCGGCGCCGAGAUGAUGGCUUCGCUCUGGCCCAGCGUAUCCGACAAGAGUGACAACUACCUGGAACUUAUGGCGAAUGGGCUAUUGUCUGCAACGCGAUCUGGGCCCGGCACCACGGACUCCUGGAACGGAUCUUACAUCCGGAAUAUCGACUCGACGAAUCCGGCCGCUCGGCAGUUUCUCUGGAACACGCUGAAGCGCAACUACUACGACGAGGGAAUCAAGAAUUUCUGGAUUGACCAAGCCGACGGCGGAGCGCUAGGCGAGGCCUACGAGAACAACGGGCAGAGCACAUACAUCGAGUCCAUGCCGUUCGCGCUGCCCAACGUACUCUACGCCGCAGGCACCCAGCUCAGCGCAGGCAAGCUGUACCCCUGGGCGCACCAGCAAGCCAUCGAAGAGGGUUUCCGCAACGCCACCGCGACGAAAAUGGGCGAAGCAUGCGACCACAUCAGCCUCAGCCGCUCGGGCUACAUCGGCUCCCAGCGUUUCUGCAGUAUGAUCUGGUCCGGCGAUACAACUUCGGUGUGGGAUACGCUGGCCGUGCAGGUUGCCAGUGGGCUCUCCGCAGCCGCCACCGGUUGGGGAUGGUGGACGAUGGACGCAGGAGGGUUCCAGGCUGACCCGACGGUGCCGUGGAGCGCGAACAUCGACACGCCCGAGUACCGCGAGUUGUACGUGCGGUGGUUCCAGUGGGCGACGUUCCUGCCGUUCAUGCGGACCCACGGAUCGAGGAAAUGCGAUGUCCAGCAUGCGUACACCUGCAGCAACGAACCGUGGUCGUACGGCGAGGGGAACACGCCGAUCAUCGUUUCGUAUAUCCAGCUGCGGUAUCAGCUCAAGGCGUACCUGCAGGCCGUCUUUGAGCAGUUUCAUCAAACGGGUCGGGCAAUCAUGAGGCCGCUGUAUAUGGAUUUCGAGCGGACAGAUCCGCAGAUUGCAAAGAUGACGCAGACCAAUGUCAAUGCUACCACCCAGCAGUACAUGUUCGGUCCGAGGCUGCUGGUAACCCCAGUGAUGUUGCCCAAUGCGACCGAGUGGGAGGUGUAUCUGCCGCGGACUGGUCAGAAUGAGACCAAGACGUGGACAUACUGGUGGACAAACCAGACAUUUGCUGGUGGACAGACAGUGACUGUGCCUGCCCCGAUCGCGCAUAUUCCUUUGUUUCACCUGGGUAAAAGGGAAGAUAUCAUGAGCGGAAAUGUUUUCUAG
Molecule: messenger RNA, 2241 nt
Organism: Aspergillus thermomutatus
Lineage: Eukaryota; Fungi; Ascomycota; Eurotiomycetes; Eurotiales; Aspergillaceae
Product: glycosyl hydrolase, family 31
Exons: 1
Coding region: 1-2241 (746 amino acids)
Biological process (GO): carbohydrate metabolic process
Molecular function (GO): hydrolase activity, hydrolyzing O-glycosyl compounds; carbohydrate binding
Source: RefSeq, a predicted model, not a curated record